Molecule: messenger RNA, 3321 nt
Organism: Anopheles marshallii
Lineage: Eukaryota; Metazoa; Arthropoda; Insecta; Diptera; Culicidae
Exons: 3
Coding region: 1-3321 (1106 amino acids)
Cellular component (GO): extracellular matrix
Source: RefSeq, a predicted model, not a curated record
AUGACUUUAGUACAGGCUAAGGUCCAAUUGGUCACCCGCCUGUGGCUGGCGGUGGUGAUCCUUUCGCUGGUUCCCGGUGUCCGUGGACAAUCGGCAAACAAUGAAGUGCCGCCCCCAGUGUACGGCAGUGAAACGGUCCGGCAGCUUGCCGCCAGUGUUAAUACGAAACGGUUAGCGAACGUGCUGGUGGAUGAGUUUAUUAGCUUCUACGCCAAACCGCAGGACAUUUUCGACGGGCAGGGUAAUCCGAUCAGUGAAACUAGCUUCCUUAUGGCACAAAGUCUCGGCGGUGCGAACCUGAAGGUGAUAGCCGACUCGACGCAACUUCAUCUGCAAACGCAUGAUGGCGAGAGUGUGAUCGGCAAACCGGACGAUAUGGAGCUGGUGCAGAUCAGUGGCAGUGCAUGGCAAGCGUUCUACGAAUGGGCACGGCGAGCCAAGCUGGUACCGGUGUUUGUACUAGAUUACCCGAACGACGGUGAACGGUGGGACGCUGCGAAUGCGCUUCGCAUUUUAACCGUCGCCAAUACGCUCGGAAUCGGCGAAUGUCGUUGGCAGUUGGGAAAUGGACUCGUUAAGGACGCUCCUAAGUAUGCGGAUGAUUUGCGGACGUUCCGCACCAUGCUGCAGGCAUUCCCGGCGCAACAGUGGACAGUUGUGGCAUCAGAAUUGCGUCCUCAGUUCGUCCCAAUGGAAGAGAUUCAAUACUUUCACGCGAAUGCCGAUAGUCUUGUGGAGGCCAUCACCAUGACGAGGCCCCAGUGCGAUAGUGCGUCAUGGAAUUACACUUCGCUCCAGAGAGAAAUUCAUUUGCGCGGACUUUCCAAACAACGACUUCCGAUCUGGCUGGAUCUUGCCGGGGAACAGCGAACCGAACCUGAUACGUCUGCCGUGGCUUGUUGUAAAUCGUGCGUCCAGAACGGAUUGGAUUAUGCACGCACACUCGGUGAAGCUGCCCGUGGUGGCAUUAGUGCGGUAUUUCAGCCUCUUCUACGGUACGACAUUCAGCAGUACACCUUCAACUACUUAGUCGGUCUGCUGUAUAAGCAAACCGUAGGACAUAAGGUCUUUCCGGUCCAGUUCAGCAUGGAUCCUUCCGGCACGGACACUGACCACAUGUCGGUGUACGCUUACUGUACGCGCAAUCGCACCGGUUCGCUAACGCUCGUGGUGGUGAACGGUGAGCAGGAUGGCGCAACUAAUGUCACGAUCAAACUGAUGACCCGCUCACUGUCAUCUCCGGUCGAGCUGUAUUUACUGACCGUACAGGAUGGGCAACCGAUGGUGAAUAAUCGACCGUUGCAAGUGGGCACGACCCUCGCUCAACCCGAACCAGUACGAGCGGUCACGACGUUAGCGCAGGGUGUUAGCUUCUACGUACCAGCGGAAGCAAUACUGUUCGCCGUAGUGCCGGGUGUGCAGAUACGCGAAUGCCGCAAUGAUGUGUUACCGCACCGGAAGAAGCUUCCCCGCGAGCUUCAGCACGAUCGCACCUCAGCUGAUAUGCUGCUCGAGCAUUUGAUCGGUGAGCUGGUGGAAAAGGCAUCAACCACAGCUGUCCAGCGCAAAAGACGGUCGCUGCUGAUGAGCGAUAGACCGGCACGGGCCAUCUUCGGUGGUGAGAAGCGAAAACGCUUUCACGGUCGUUACGCUAAUGCACCACAAGAUGAUAGCCUUACGGAAAGCCUCUCGCAGGUUCUCGCGGAAGCGCAACCGACAGUGGAAACGACGGAAAGGACCGCGCGAGGUCCCCGUCAGACGCAAGCCUACAAACGACAGCAGCGCCGCAUGCGGAAGAAGGAAAAGCGGUUGGAGAAGCGCAAUUUGAAGAAAAUGAAGCACCCUCUGCGGGAGGCACGGCGGGAACGAUCGAAACGGGGCGAUAUGAUGCUGAUGGAUCGUCGGUCGGCUUUGAACCAUCCGAACCGUCGGCUUCACGAUCGUUUGCUGAAGCGCAUGUCGGCCAAGUUGGCCAGCCGUAAAACGAAACGAUCCUCGCUGGCGGAAGCUGUCAAUGAGCCACCGAACUUUGCCGGCAGUGACGAGGAGGAUGAGGAACAACAGCGGUCGGACUUUCCGCUUGGUGAUGUGCAUCUGGUGAUCUCGAAGGGAAGCAGCAGCAGUGAUGAUGAGGUAUCGGGCGAUAAGUAUUCGGAACAGCCAGCGGAACGGUCGGACGAGUACCGUAUGCCAAGUUGGGGCGUUUCGCGCCAUCGACCAGCAGUUCGUCGAAGAGUCUCGAUCAAUCAGCGCGAUUUUCAUCGCUUUGCACCGGCUCGGGAGCGUAGACCGGUCGAGACGAGUGAGGACGAAGAUUGUGGACGGCGACGGACGCUCCGUAGGGGACCAAAGAUGGAGGAGAUGCGUGAAACGAGACGUAUCGAUCGGUUUAUGCCUAUCCGGAAAGAACAAUCGGAAGAGAUGCAACGUUUCGACACACAACCCGUUCAGCAAGAAAUCGACAGCAGCGAAGCAUUCACGAUUGCACAGAUGAACCCCGAACGAUUGGAAUCACAAACGAACGAGCAAAUGGCUAUGGAGAUGGAGGAGAACUCUCCCGAAGACACUGCAACCAUUUCCGAUGAAACUCCGGAGGAAACGUCUGACCGUACAAUGGUAGCUUCGGAGGAGGAAAUUCAACUUUUCACACCGGCACCCCGGACUAGUGAGGAGCGUCAGAUUAUUCCACGGCUUGAACCAACCUGGUCGCUAGAAUCAACAUCCGCUGAGGUCGCUGAGUUGUUGCCCAAUCGAUACAAACGCUCUUUCCCUACGGCUGACGCCGAACAACCGCCCUCUAUCGAGUCCGAGGAGGUGCAACGGUUGGAGGACUUUUUCCGCACCAAUGCGAAGCUGCAGCAAAAGUUUGCCGAAAUGUUUGACCUUCUGUUGGAGGCAAUUGAGGAACUAGAAGCGGAAGAUAACGAUGCCCGGGAGGUAAGCGAUGAUGAGGGUGAUGUGCGGCUGGAGGAGAGUGCGAACGCUGAACCGUCGCGUAAACGUACGAAGCGAAACGUUCUACUUCAUCCACAGUCCUGGGAAUCCCGGGAACGGUCGAACAUGAUACACCGGUUGCAGCAAUCCGAUGAAUCUUCGUACGAAAAUCUUAUCCUACCGGAACAGGCACGCAUGCCAAGGCAGCAGCAGGAGGAACCCGUCGCUACUGGACAGUCAGCGCACAGAGAGCCACAGCCCGAAAAUGAUGAUGACGAUGAGGGAAAGCCUGGUGCUUUUAUGCUGCGAUCAGUCGUGAACUUUAUGCGCAGAGCGUCCAGCGAGUUUCAUCAACUGUUUUCCAGUUGGUUUGGAAAGAACGCGUGA